GAUGUAAGGCCUGAACUCGAAGGCCUUCCAGAACAUUCACCUUUUUAUGUGUGUGGAGUAAAGGGACAUGUUUAUAGCUGUCCUAAGGUCCUACUGUAGGACAAGUGCGUAAGUUGAACACAGUGGCACUUUGGGGGGUCAACCUAGGUGGACGUUUGGGCCAAUCAAGAGCCCUUCUGGUGUGAUAUCAGGACAAAAACAACACAUUGAAGUAUAUGAUACAUUCAAUUAAAGUUUCAAAAUAGUAAAAAUAAUCAGUAUUGGCAAUUUGGUGCUGUAUAUCAACUCAAACGUGAUGUAAGGCCUGAACUCGAAGGCCUUCCAGAAGAGAACUUGAACUUGAGCGAAGUCGACUAAAAGCUGAGACACUGUGCCUUUAAGAAGCCCCCACCCUCUCACAACAGGGGGGGCGUGAGCUGAAUCCUGGAACAGCGAUUGAAAAAAAAAAAAAGCUCCACCAGCGGACUGUUUCAAGUCCCCCCCCCCGGCUGAAACCCUGCCUGAUUUGUGGGCAAUGUUGGGGAUGUAGAGGAAAAAAAGGAAACCGGAGCAAAGAGAGCGCAAGGAAGGAAGGGAGAGAGAGAGAGAUAGAGAUAGAGAGAGAGAGGGAGAGACAACACUAACCGGGUAGCUAUGGAGAUAGUAGCUUCUCCUGGUAGCUUUCUUUGACAGGUGUCGAGUGGGAUAAAAAAAACACAAAGUAUCACAACAGCCUCCAAGAUGUACGGCAAGGGUAAAGGAGCUGUGGUCCCCUCCGAUAGCCAAGCGAGAGAAAAGUUAGCAUUAUAUGUGUACGAGUACCUGCUACAUGUGGGAGCACAGAAGUCCGCACAGACCUUCCUGUCUGAGAUUCGAUGGGAGAAGAAUAUUACAUUAGGGGAGCCUCCUGGAUUCCUCCAUUCGUGGUGGUGUGUAUUCUGGGAUUUGUAUUGUGCAGCUCCAGACCGAAGGGAGACAUGCGAGCACUCCAGCGAGGCAAAGGCCUUCCACGACUACAGCGCAGCGGCGGCGCCCAGCCCUGUGAUGGGCAACAUGCCCCCGAACGAUGCCAUGCCAGGUGGUCCCAUGCCCCCAGGCUUCUUCCAGGGACCACCCGGCUCUCAGCAGUCCCCCCACGCACAGCCCCCCCCACACAACCCAAGCAACCCUAUGAUGGGACCCCAUGGCCAGCCUUUCAUGUCACCACGGUAUCCAGGUGGACCGCGCCCCGCACUCCGAAUGCCAAAUCAGCCUCCGGGGGGAAUCCCUGGAUCUCAGCCUCUCCUGCCAAACAGUUUGGACCCGACAAGACCGCAAGGACAUCCUAACAUGGGUGGACCUAUGAGGAUGAACCCUCCUCGAGGGAUGGCCAUGGGCCCACAGAAUUAUGGAGGUAUGAGGCCUCCUCCCAACUCCAUGGGCGGCCCCAUGCCAGGAAUGAACAUGGGUCCCGGAGGAAGAGGGCCUUGGCCAGGACCUAAUGCUAACUCUAUAGCGUACUCCUCCUCAUCUCCAGGAAACUAUGUGGGUCCUCCAGGCGGAGGAGGUCCACCUGGAACUCCCAUCAUGCCCAGCCCAGGUGAUUCAACUAACUCCAGUGAAAACAUCUACACGAUGAUGAAUCCUAUCGGACCGGGAGGCAACAGACCCAAUUUCCCUAUGGGGCCUGGGCCUGACGGGCCAAUGGGAGCUAUGGGAGCCAUGGAGCCACACCACAUGAACGGAUCACUAGGGUCUGGGGAUAUGGACGGGUUGCCAAAGAGCUCCCCUAAUAACAUGGGGGGUAUGAACAACCCUCCUGGAACGCCGAGAGAUGACGGCGAAAUGGGCGGGAACUUCUUGAACCCAUUCCAAAGCGAAAGUUAUUCACCCAACAUGACGAUGAGUGUGUGAUUUUAUUUUUUCCUUUUUUUUGUAUUUUUCUUUAUUUCCCCUUCCUAUUUUUGUACCCCUGCACCUGAUUUUUUUUUUUUUUUUUUUUUUUCUCCUUCAAUUCAAUCCUUACUUCACCUCGGAUUGGACCACCUCCCCUCCUAACACA
Messenger RNA from Sebastes umbrosus (honeycomb rockfish), 2020 nucleotides. RefSeq lists its product as uncharacterized. Gene Ontology annotation, molecular function: single-stranded DNA binding; protein binding. Gene Ontology annotation, biological process: positive regulation of transcription by RNA polymerase II. NCBI's taxonomy places the organism in Eukaryota, Metazoa, Chordata, Actinopteri, Perciformes, Sebastidae. The coding region runs from base 721 to 1872 and encodes 383 amino acids. The record is from RefSeq and is a predicted model, not a curated record. The transcript has 18 exons. Gene Ontology annotation, cellular component: nucleus.